AUGAAGGAUUCACAACAAGGAAAGGACAAAGGAAAAGGAAAAAGUUCCGAUAAUUAUGAACUUUGGACCAAGGAAGAAAGCGAUUUCUUGUUAGAGUUAUUGGUUGAUGGUAUCAGUCGAGGAUGUCGUGAUACUAAUGGGUCAAUAAGUAAGCAAACAAUAGAAAAAAGAGUACUUCCUCGCCUAAAUGAGAAAACCGUGUCUCCUAAAACAUAUAACAAUUACGUGAGCCGAAUGAGAUGGUAUAAGAAGCAGUUUGACAAAAUGACUACUCUUAUGCGUAACAACUCUGGAUUUGGGUGGGACCCAAUUACAAAGAAGUUCACGGCUAGUGAUGAAGUAUGGGAAAAUUACUUGAAGUCCCACCCAAGUCACAAGAACCUUCAGACAGAAAGUGUUGCUAAUUAUGAUGAUUUAAAAAUUGUGGUUGGGGGUGCAACUGCUACUGGAAAUGGCUCACUUGCAUUAGGUGUCAAUGAUACUGAUGCAACAACUUUUAGGGACGAGGAAAACCUAAAUUUUGGGAUGGAAGACUUUACAUAUGAUGCUGCCAAUGAGACAUUUGUAGCACCAAGUCACUAUCAACCAUCCUUCCAACCUUCAUCACCCAACCAAUCUACACCACCCUUUGAGUCCCCUUUAGGUGUUGAGGUUCCUCAAGGAAAAACAAGUCAAAAGAAGCGAAGUAGAUCCGAGUAUGAUGGGAGUUCUAACUCAAUUGGUUCCACCAACCAAGCCAAAGUUCUUGAAACCAUAUCCACCAAUUUUGAGAAAAUCUAUGCUCUAAUGGAGAAAAGAGAAAGAGAUAGAGAGAAUAGUAUUUGGGAUGCUAUGAAGGAUGUACCAAACUUGGAUGACAAUGCUCGAUUCUUGGCGAUUGAAUUGCUUAAUACUAAAGUCAAACAAGACAUGUUCUUGAAGAUGUCACCCGUAGAGCGCUCAUCUUGGAUAUCCUUCAAAUUGGGAUGA
This is a messenger RNA of Prunus armeniaca (apricot), 969 nucleotides long. Lineage: Eukaryota; Viridiplantae; Streptophyta; Magnoliopsida; Rosales; Rosaceae. The record is from the annotation of a GenBank genome assembly.